Messenger RNA from Anthonomus grandis grandis, 2206 nucleotides. Its product is annotated as collagen alpha chain CG42342-like. The coding region runs from base 159 to 2069 and encodes 636 amino acids. Lineage: Eukaryota; Metazoa; Arthropoda; Insecta; Coleoptera; Curculionidae. The record is from RefSeq and is a predicted model, not a curated record. The transcript has 21 exons.
CAGCGUCGGCCCGUAGACACGUUUCGUCCGUUUUGAGGUCACUCUUCAGUAUACUCGCGAAUUCCCUUUCGACGACCGCGUAUUUUAUAGUAGUGAAUUAUAACCCGAAUAUCAUGUACAAAGGGGGGUGACGACCGGUUGUUCAAAACUCUUCAACCAUGGAAUCGGAUCCUCUUACUGGGGCCGAAAGGUCCUUUAAAGAAAACGACAGUAGUAGAAACCCCGGUAAUAAUAAUCAUAGUACUGUCGUCAACAUAGUGGUGUGCGUUUUGUGUGUCAUAAGUGUGGUUUGCAGUGGAUUUAACAGUUGGUACGAUAGUGCCAUUACAUCCCAGGUUAGGUAUUUGGAAGAACGGGUUGUGUUGUUGGAGAAAAAAUGGGUGGACAAUGUGGUAAUGGAGAGAUUGAGGAAGGAGGCCGUGGACAAUUUAAGGAAUCGGGUGACGAGAGAUUUGGCCGCCAGGAAUAGUCAGGAGUUGGUUAAGGACGCACCUGAAUGUUUAUGUCCUGCAGGGCCUCCAGGUCCCCCAGGUCCACCCGGUCCCCCGGGAAAGAGAGGGAAAAAAGGCAAAAAGGGAGAAGCAGGCGAACCAGGGAUAGCGGGAAUCCCAGGCACUCCAGGCAAGAACGGCUUUCCGGGUCCCAUUGGACUGGAAGGUCCCAAAGGAGAGCCAGGUCUACCAGGCGAUAAAGGACAAAAGGGUCAAACAGGAAGUGCGGGCAUCGAUGUGAUACAAGCCGUGAAGGGUUUUAAAAGAUCAGUGACAACUCUACGAGGAGGGACGCUAGGCUACGCCGAGAUCGUAGCUGUCAAGGGAGAGCCUGGAGAGCCAGGUCCUCCAGGCCCACCGGGUCCUUCAGGUCGCGAGGGUCCCUCGGGACACGAUGGCAGGCAGGGAAUGCCUGGGGAGCCUGGACCAGCAGGUGAAAGGGGCGAACCAGGGCCUGUCGGUCCUCCUGGACCGCCUGGAAUUGAUGGACUUACCGGACCAAAGGGUGAUAAAGGAGACAAAGGCGAAAGAGGGUUAACGACAACGAUCGCGGGCGACGUUAAGUUCCCUACUGGCAUUAUCGAAGGACCACCAGGACCCCCAGGACCUCCAGGUCCCAAAGGUGAUUCGGGUCCCAUAGGAAUUGCUGGACUAGCUGGAGUACCGGGAGAGCCUGGACCACAAGGACCGCCAGGAUUACCAGGUUUGGUGGGUCCAAAGGGUGAAAAAGGUGAAUAUGGUGACAUCGGUCCACCAGGUCUCAUGGGUCCUCCAGGACUCCCCGGACCGCCAGGCUAUCCGGGACAAAAAGGCGAAAAGGGUGAAAAAGGAGAAUCGAAAUACAAGAAGUUGAGGCGACGACAGUUUCAGGGCGACGGAACGGGCGAAAUAAUAUCUGCAGGAGAAAUGAUCGUCGGCCCCCCUGGACCUCCUGGACUUCCAGGAACCCCAGGACUCCAGGGACCCCCGGGAAUUAAAGGGGAUAGAGGAAUGGAUGGAAUUAAAGGAGAACCUGGUGAAAAGGGAACCAAAGGUGAUCCAGGGCCAAUGGGGUUGCCUGGACCAAUGGGAUUAAGAGGAGGUACAGGCAUGCCAAGCGACUAUCCGAAACUAGGAAAGCAGGGUCCUCCAGGUCUGGAUGGAAUGAAGGGUGCUCAAGGGGAACCAGGAGCUAAAGGAGAAAGAGGUGACCCAGGACUACCGGGAACCGACGGGAUACCUGGCCAAGAGGGACCCAAAGGUGACAAAGGUUAUAAAGGAGACGCAGGUCCUAUCGGAAAACGUGGAAGGAAAGGCGAUAAGGGAGAUAAAGGCGAUCAAGGAGUGCCAGGAUUAGAUGCUCCUUGUCCAUUAGGUACCGAUGGAUUGCCUUUGCCAGGGUGCGGUUGGAGACCACCGAAGGAUUUAUCAAGAACAGCACCAGCUCCUUCUCCCCCGAUCGCUCCUCGUACAGAAAGCGAGGAACAAACGGAAAACGGCGCCCCUGAAGAAUAUGAUGACCAGGAAGGACCCGAAGAGGACUACGAAGAGUACCCCGAUCAAAAUAUGGCAUUGACGGUUUCUGCAUCAGCUGUUUAAUUUUUUUUUUAGAUCAUUUUGUACAAAAGUAUUUAUAUCAGUAUAACCAUACCCAGUAUUGUCUUUUUGGUGGUAGUUUAGAAAACUUUUUUUUUUUAAGUUGACAUUUUUAAGAACAAAACAAAACAUAAACAUAU